AUGACCAGCGAAACUCAUUUGUUUCCCGUUUUCCCUGCUGAAAUCUUUCAGAUCAUUGUCGAAAUGGUGGAAGAGCUGUCCUCCCUAUGCUCUUUGGCUCUUUCCUGCUCCUUCCUGUGUGUGGAAGCACAGCGCGAGCUCUUCUGCGUCAUGAAUGGCGAGGAUGAUGGCACAGUCCACUACGACUUCCUCUCGACCAUCAUCGAAUACCCGCAUCUUGGAAAACUCGUCAAGGAAUACGAACGCCAUACUAUUGCACAUACGCAACCCGGCUCCUUUCCUGACCUCCUGAGGCGCGCCCUUCCACUCAUGGAAAAUCUCGAAGACCUCGACUUUAGCUACGCCUCGGACCGUUUCCCUUACGAGCCAGAGGAGUUUCUCUCCCCAAAUUUACCCUUCAAGCUGGAUGGCUUUGCAUGGACGCCUGAAUUCGGAGAGGCGCACGGCUUAUCGGACAGUUUUAUCGAUUCCGUAACUGAGGAGUUAGGCCGAAUUACGAGGUUUGAGCUUGAAGACGGAAUGCUCGACUCUGGUCAAAGGUUCGACUUCCUCCAUAUCUUGAACCACAUGGCGUCGGUACGGCUCCUCGACGUGGAGGGUAUGUAUAAUGGAGAACUAGAAGCCAUCCAACGCCUUCCGCACCUUGAUACAUUAGUCCUCACACUACGGGAUAACAAGGGUGCGGACCUCUUGAAUCGCCCUUUUGAAACAAACCGCACCGCCACUGUCGAGGCGUUAUUUUUGGGCUGCCGCACGCUCAGAUACCUUUUUAUCACCCGGAAGGUCCGGAACCAACUUCGUGUCCGCAGCAAAAGAUACGAAGUAUGGAUCGAAGGCAAGACACAGAGCACAAGAUUAUCAUACGAUCAGGUGGCCGACGUUCUUUGCGAUUACCCAGAUAUAGACUUGUCCUCUGUCCGAACUUCCUUCCUUCCUAGGCAGGACUGA
Cyclocybe aegerita is the source of this 948-nucleotide messenger RNA. The record is from the annotation of a GenBank genome assembly. NCBI's taxonomy places the organism in Eukaryota, Fungi, Basidiomycota, Agaricomycetes, Agaricales, Hemipholiotaceae.